CAAGGGAACUGCAACUCUUUGGGUCAUCUCUAUUGGACUGUGUAGACGUUAGCAGCUGGCCGUACUCGUGCCGUUUAACAAGCCGAGAAAUUUCGUCAUUUCCACUUAGAUUGCAAGCGAACAACCUGGGACGAUGUCAAUAAAGCUCAAAGCGAACCUUAAUAAUCCGCCGAUAAGUGGCCUGGCGACGGCGCAUCUUAUCAAUGGCUCGGUACCCGUGGAGAUUGUCUGGAGCAAGGAGGAGACCUCUCUGCAGUUUCCCGAUAAUCGCCUGCUGGUGUGUCACUCCAACAACGAUGUCCUCCGCGCCCUGGCCCGCGCCGCUCCCGAUUACAAGCUGUAUGGAGAGACGGCCAUCGAACGGACACAGAUUGACCACUGGCUGUCCUUCUCGCUGACCUGCGAGGACGACAUCUCCUGGGCGCUGUCCUUCCUGGACAAGUCGAUUGCCCCGGUGACCUAUCUGGUGGCCAACAAGCUGACCAUCGCUGACUUUGCGCUGUUCAACGAGAUGCACUCGCGGUAUGAGUUCCUCGCCGCCAAGGGCAUUCCGCAGCAUGUGCAGCGUUGGUAUGACCUCAUCACCGCGCAGCCGCUGAUCCAGAAGGUCCUGCAAUCCCUGCCAGAGGGAGCGAGGGUAAAGAGGAGCCCGCAGGCCUCCAAGGAGCAGGCGCCCGCCAAAACGGGCGAGCGCAAGCAGGAGGGCAAGUUCGUGGACCUGCCCGGUGCCGAAAUGGGCAAGGUGGUGGUCCGGUUCCCGCCAGAGGCCUCCGGCUACCUGCAUAUCGGACAUGCCAAGGCGGCACUGUUGAAUCAGUACUACGCCUUGGCCUUCCAGGGCACGCUCAUCAUGAGAUUUGAUGACACAAAUCCCGCCAAGGAGACCGUGGAGUUCGAGAACGUCAUCCUCGGCGAUCUGGAGCAGCUGCAGAUCAAGCCGGAUUUGUUCACGCACACCUCCAACUACUUUGACCUGAUGCUGGACUACUGCGUCCAGCUGAUCAAGGAGAGCAAGGCCUACGUGGACGACACGCCGCCGGAGCAGAUGAAACUGGAACGCGAACAGCGCGUGGAGUCGGCCAAUCGCUCUAACUCUGUUGAGAAGAAUCUAUCCCUGUGGGAAGAGAUGGUAAAGGGCUCCGAGAAGGGUCAAAAAUUCUGCGUGCGCGCCAAGAUCGACAUGACAUCGCCCAACGGUUGUAUGCGCGAUCCUACCAUCUAUCGCUGCAAGAAUGAGCCCCAUCCUCGCACAGGAACCAAAUACAAGGUCUAUCCUACCUACGACUUUGCCUGCCCCAUUGUGGACGCCAUCGAGAAUGUGACCCACACCCUGCGCACCACUGAGUACCAUGACCGUGAUGAUCAGUUCUACUGGUUCAUUGAUGCCCUGAAGUUAAGAAAACCGUACAUCUGGGAGUACAGUCGAUUGAACAUGACCAACACGGUACUUUCCAAGAGGAAGCUCACCUGGUUUGUGGACUCUGGCCUGGUUGAUGGCUGGGAUGAUCCUCGCUUCCCCACGGUGCGUGGUAUCAUCCGUCGCGGCAUGACUGUGGAGGGACUGAAGGAGUUCAUCAUUGCCCAGGGAAGCAGCAAAUCGGUGGUUUUCAUGAACUGGGAUAAAAUCUGGGCCUUCAACAAGAAGGUGAUCGAUCCGAUUGCCCCUCGUUACACUGCCUUGGAAAAGGAGAAGCGCAUUGUGGUUAAUGUGGCAGGUGCCAAGGUGGAAAGGAUCCAGGUGUCCGUCCAUCCCAAGGAUGAAUCGCUGGGCAAGAAGACAGUCUUACUGGGUCCCCGUAUAUACAUCGAUUACGUGGAUGCCGAAGCAUUGAAGGAAGGUGAAAACGCCACCUUCAUCAACUGGGGCAACAUCCUCAUCAAGAAGGUGAACAAGGAUGUAUCGGGAACCAUCACUUCUGUUGAUGCUACACUCAACCUGGACAACAAGGACUUCAAGAAGACCCUCAAGUUAACCUGGCUGGCUGUGGAAGACGAUGCCAGUGCCUAUCCACCCACAUUCUGCGUUUACUUCGACAACAUCAUUAGUAAAGCUGUUUUGGGCAAGGACGAGGACUUUAAGCAGUUCAUUGGCCACAAGACCCGUGAUGAGGUCGCCAUGCUUGGCGAUCCUGAGCUGAAGAAAUGCAAGAAGGGUGAUAUCAUCCAGUUGCAAAGGCGUGGCUUCUUCAAAGUGGACAAUGCCUAUGCUCCACCCAGUGGCUUCACUAGUGUACCCUCGCCCAUUGUUUUGUUCUCCAUUCCCGACGGCCAUACGAAGGAUGUGCCCACUUCGGGCCUGAAAAUCAAUGCGCCGGAUGCCAAGGCUACGAAAAAGGCAUCCUCUCCUCCAAAAUCCUCCGGCCAAGCUUCCGAAUUGGACAGUCAAAUAACCCAACAAGGCGAUCUAGUGCGUGAUCUUAAAUCCAAGAAAGCUGCCAAGGAUCAAGUCGAUGCUGCAGUCAAGAAGCUGCUUGCCCUGAAGGCGGAUUACAAAACCGCUACCGGAAACGAUUGGAAACCAGGACAAGCUCCAGCACCCGCUGCUGCGACCGCUUCUACUCCCACUGCCAACGACGCCGUUUCGGUUAAUGCUAGCAUUGUAAGGCAGGGCGAUUUGGUUAGAGAUCUGAAGGGAAAGAAAGCUGCCAAGCCAGAGAUCGACGCCGCUGUGAAGGCACUUUUAGAACUGAAGGCUCAGUACAAAUCUCUCACCGGUCAAGAGUGGAAGCCAGGCACUGUACCUCCCACUGCCGCACCUGCUUCAUCACCUGCUCCUGCUGCUACGGCCAACGAUUCGGUGUCCCAGAUUCUAAGCCAAAUUACUGCCCAGGGCGACAAGGUGCGUGAGCUGAAGUCAGCUAAAGCCGAUAAGGCCACAGUUGAUGCUGCAGUAAAGACGCUGCUCAGCUUGAAGGCAGACUACAAAACAGUAACCGGAAGUGACUGGAAGCCAGGCACCACAGCUCCAGCUCCAGCUCCAGCGCCAGUUACAGUGAAAGUCAAGCAGGAGAAGAACCCAGAACCUGCUUCUGGGCUUGCUGUGAACACUUUGCUGAACAAGAUUACCCAACAGGGUGACAAAAUCCGUCAACUGAAGUCGGCCAAAUCGGAGAAAUCCCUGGUGGACGCCGAGGUAAAACUUUUGCUGGCUCUAAAGACGGACUACAAAUCCCUUACCGGUCAGGAGUGGAAACCAGGUACUGUUGCACCCGCUCCAGCAACCGUGGACGUUGUGGAUCUCACUGGUGGAGAUUCAGGCAACGGCGUUGCCAGUGUCUUGGGCAAGAUUCAGGCCCAGGGCGAUAAGAUCCGGCAACUCAAGUCCGAGAAGGCGGCAAAGAACGUAAUCGAUCCAGAGGUGAAGAAUCUGUUGGCUCUAAAAGCGCAAUAUAAGACUCUGAGCGGUAAGGAUUGGACUCCAGACACAAAAGCGGAACCCACUGUAGUGAAAAAGGAAGUCAGUCCCGUUGCGAUGGAAUCGCCAGUUAAGGAUGAGCUCACCCAGGAGAUCAAUGCUCAAGGGGAGAAGGUGCGUGCGGCGAAGGGCAACAAGGCAGCCAAAGAGGUGAUAGACGCGGAGGUGGCCAAGUUACUGGCUCUCAAGGCCAAGUACAAGGAGGUCACGGGCACCGAUUUCCCCGUGGCCGGACGCGGAGGCGGCGGUGGAGGAGGAUCUGCGAAGAAGGCGCCCAAGGAGGCUCAACCAAAGCCAGCCAAGCCUGUGAAGAAGGAGCCUGUUGCCGAAGCCUCCGGCGCGGUAAAGAAGCAGACCCGUCUGGGUCUGGAGGCGACCAAGGAGGAGAAUUUGCCGGACUGGUACUCUCAGGUGAUUACCAAGGGCGAGAUGAUCGAGUACUACGAUGUGUCCGGUUGCUACAUCCUGCGCCACUGGUCCUUCGCCAUCUGGAAAGCCAUCAAGACUUGGUUUGAUGCUGAGAUUACGCGCAUGGGUGUCAAGGAGUGCUACUUCCCCAUCUUCGUGUCCAAGGCGGUGCUGGAAAAGGAGAAGACGCACAUCGCGGACUUUGCUCCCGAGGUGGCCUGGGUGACCAAAUCCGGUGACUCCGACCUGGCCGAACCCAUUGCCGUGCGCCCCACCUCCGAGACUGUCAUGUAUCCCGCCUACGCCAAGUGGGUACAGUCCUACAGGGAUCUGCCCAUCCGUCUUAACCAGUGGAAUAACGUUGUGCGCUGGGAAUUCAAACAGCCAACGCCUUUCCUGCGCACCCGCGAGUUUCUGUGGCAGGAGGGUCACACCGCGUUCGCCGGCAAAGAGGAAGCCGACAAGGAAGUGCUGGACAUCCUCGAUCUGUACGCCCUGGUCUACACCCACCUGCUGGCCAUUCCCGUGGUCAAGGGCCGCAAGACCGAGAAGGAGAAGUUCGCGGGCGGUGACUACACCACCACCGUGGAGGCAUUCAUCUCCGCCUCUGGUCGGGCCAUUCAGGGAGCAACCAGUCACCACUUGGGCCAGAACUUCUCCAAGAUGUUCGAGAUCGUGUACGAGGACCCUGAGACGCAGCAGAAGAAGUACGUGUACCAGAACUCCUGGGGCAUUACCACGCGUACCAUUGGCGUGAUGAUCAUGGUGCAUGCGGACAACCAGGGUCUGGUGCUGCCCCCACAUGUGGCCUGCAUUCAGGCCAUUGUGGUGCCCUGCGGCAUAACCGUGAACACCAAGGAUGACGAGCGGGCACAGCUGCUGGACGCGUGCAAGGCGCUGGAGAAGCGCCUGGUCGGCGGUGGAGUGCGUUGCGAGGGUGACUACCGUGACAACUACUCGCCCGGCUGGAAGUUCAACCACUGGGAGCUGAAGGGAGUGCCGCUGCGCCUGGAGGUUGGUCCCAAGGACCUAAAGGCCCAGCAGCUGGUGGCCGUGCGUCGCGACACCGGCGAGAAGAUCACCAUCCCCCUGGCCGAAGUGGAGAAGAAGAUUCCCGCGCUGCUCGAGACGAUCCACGAGACCAUGCUCGGCAAGGCGCAGGAGGACAUGACCAGUCACACCAAAAAGGUGACCAACUGGACCGAUUUCUGCGGCUUCCUGGAGCAGAAGAACAUCCUGCUGGCUCCCUUCUGUGGCGAGAUCAGCUGCGAGGACAAGAUCAAGGCGGACAGUGCCCGCGGCGAAGAGGCCGAGCCAGGAGCUCCCGCGAUGGGCGCCAAGUCGCUGUGCAUCCCCUUCGACCAGCCGGCUCCCAUAUUGGCCAGCGACAAGUGCAUCAACCCCGGCUGCACCAACAAGCCCAAGUUCUACACGCUCUUCGGACGUAGCUACUAAAUGAAAGUGAGCUGGAAGGAAGCCAGGCUUCGUUGUUUCUCCAAAACAUACUUUUAAUGAAUAAAACUCGAUUGGUUAGAAUCCAUGGA
Messenger RNA from Drosophila gunungcola (fruit fly), 5367 nucleotides. It is a transcript of the gene GluProRS, whose product is annotated as bifunctional glutamate/proline--tRNA ligase. The record is from RefSeq and is a predicted model, not a curated record. Gene Ontology annotation, molecular function: ATP binding; proline-tRNA ligase activity; glutamate-tRNA ligase activity. Gene Ontology annotation, biological process: glutamyl-tRNA aminoacylation; translation; prolyl-tRNA aminoacylation. Lineage: Eukaryota; Metazoa; Arthropoda; Insecta; Diptera; Drosophilidae. Bases 134 to 5278 code for a protein of 1714 amino acids. Gene Ontology annotation, cellular component: cytoplasm; aminoacyl-tRNA synthetase multienzyme complex. The transcript is spliced from 6 exons.